UUAUUCGAUAAACUAUGGUCGAACCUAUCGAAGUUGAAGCUGGUUGUUUAUUGUUUCGUGUUAAGUGUAGAAUUAGACUAUUUUAAAUUACAUUCUAUCCAUUGCUUUGAAACACAACAUUUCUCUCCAUUUGGAUGAUGUGUUCAUGUACUAAAAGUAAAGGUAUAUAAAGAUUUAUAAUCAUGUGGUCAGGGGAUCAGCAGUAUUCCCAGUGGGCCUUGAACCCAUCGGCAUAUCAAAACUUGUCCCACGAGGAAGUUGACUGGGCAGCUCUAGCACAGCAAUGGAUCCAAAUGAAGGAAACGCACCCUGUGGAUCAGAUUCCACCCGCUCCACCACCACCACCCAUCGGAGACAAAGCAGAGUCGGGAGAAAAGAGGAAGGAGCCAGAAGUGGAAGGAGGCGAAGCACCUAUGGACAUGGACACAAAAGAAGAACCUGAAAAUUCAAAUUCAUCCAAUACUCCAGAAGCUAAUUCAUGGGGAGCAUGGCCUAAUUGGCAACAGUGGGGCUGGAAUUGGGGUGCAACGGGCGGCAUGGUUCCGCCCGGAGGCGUCCCUCCUCCGCCCAGUCAGACGCUCGUGCCUGGAAAGGGAUCUACAUCUGGCGCUUCAGUUGGAGUGCCUCCAUACGGCUUCUCGCACAAUUCUCAGACAUAUGGAAGCGGCACAGGUGUAUAUGAUUACAAUCAUGCGGCCGGAUCAGAGCAUUAUAAUCAAGUCGUGGCCGGUGGUUACUGGACAUCGGGUGGGCCGGCAGAUACGGGCGGUGUGCCACCGGGUCCUGAUUCAGGUCCGUCUCCCUUCAUCAGACAUAACCGACAUGACUGGAGGAGGAAUAACCGUACACAUGACCGCAUACGCACAACAGAGAAGUCGGAUGACGAAGAAGAUGCAACUCCUGUUCUUGAUGCUGCAAAGAGGAGACAAUUACCUGCAUGGAUCAGGGAGGGUCUUGAGAAAAUGGAAAGGGAGAAACAAAAGAAAAUUGAUAGAGAACGGCAGAUAAAAGAAAGGGAAGCGUAUUUACAAAAGAAAAAAGAAGAGGAAGAUAAUGUUGUCACUGAAUUAGAAAAGAAUAGUGGCCAACCUGUAAUUCCAAAGAAAAGCAAAUUUGAAAGUGAUUCAGAAGAAUCAAACCGUGGGGGAAGCCCAACUCCCUCACAGUCUUCUCUGAAAAGGAAAUCCCGGUUUAGAAACGCAGACAGUCCAAACUCGUCUCCUCAUCAUCCUUUAGCGAGAUUCUCGGGCAAUGAGCCAGAACCACCAAAAUCUCGAGAAGAGGUGAUGCAGGAAAUUAUGUUGAAAGUUCGCCGUACGCUGACAGAAAUUCUCUUGGAGGUUACUACCGAGGAGAUGGAAGCCAUAGCACAGGAAGUGUUGAGUAAAGCAAAAGCGAAAGCUCCACCAUUGCAACUGCGGAAGACCCAGGCUUUAGCAUCUUUGACUGGCAAGCUGGGUCUCGGGAUGUAUGGUGACAGUGAGGAUUCAGACAGUGGCGAUGAUGCGAGCGGUAACAACACUCCCCUCCGAGCUAAUGGGGCUGACUCAGAUGAAGAAUUGAGGGAUCAGAUCCAGAGACGGAAGAUAGACUUCGUGAAAACGGAGAGGGAGAUAGAGGCAAGGCUUCGGGAAGAGGAGGAGCGAGAGAAAGACAAGGAGAGGCGCUUGAUUGGUGAGGGAAGUGAGGACAGUGACAUAGAAGAGAGACAGGUAGAAAACCAAACUGAUUCAAAACAUCCUGCGGAAAAGGGGUCUGAAGAGGAAGAAGAACAAGACCAAAAGCCGAAAACCUUGCAUCCACAGGACGGUAUAAAACACGAAGAUAAAAUACAAAAUACAUCUAAUAGGGAUCUGUUUACAUUCCCUCUUGCAAUAAGAAAGUCUUCCCGUGAUGUUGAAGGAAAGUCGGACCGAAAUGCUGAUAAUUCUAAAUUAGACAGGAAAAUAAAACAGUCCCCAAGGAGGGGUGAAACAUCACCAUUACGUCAUAAAAAGAGUGAAAAAAGCAGUGCGAGUUCAGAGGAAAAUGAUGAUGAAACAAGUUCAAAGAGUAAUUCUGAUAGUUCGUCUUCAUCGGACUCGAGUAGCUCAUCUCGAUCUAGUUCUUCAGCGAGUAGGCAAAGUUCAAAGAGGAGCUCUAAAAGUAGCAGAAGUAUGGGGGGAUCAAGUAGGCGGGAAAAGAAAAGGAAUAUUGGUAACAGUCACAGGAAACGUAGUUGUAGCCCUGAUAGUGAUCACAAGAAAUCUGACAAAAAGUUGAAUAGUCGUAAAGACAGGAAGAGGGAAUUUGUUGACAAGGACAGGAAGGGGAAGGAGAGGAGGGACAGGCAGAGGGGUCGGAAUAGUAGGAGUAGGAGCAGAAGUAGGUCAGACACUAGUCGGUGUAGGGACAGCAAUGACAGGAGAAAAUCCAAGGACGAUAGACGGCACAGCAGUAGACGUGAAUCAGAUGUUAGGUCUAGAAAGAGCCGUGACAGUGAGAGGAGAAAUAGCAGUAACAAUACAAAGCCACGCGCAUAUAGACACGAGCGUGAGAGUCGCUCACCAGUUAGCAGAAACAACAAGAAGCUUGGCAGAAGCAAGAGGCAGACGCGACACUCAUCGGGCUCUAGUUCUCCGUCUAUGUCCAAGCGACAUGAUAGUCGGCGAGGGAACAAGAGAGGAAGGUACUCCCGUUCCAGGUCCAGGUCACCGAUCCUCAGCAAGAGAUCUCAUCAUAGGAGGCGGUCUUCUUCGAGCUCUCGUUCAGCGCUGUCCGCCGAGAGGGAGAGGGCCUUGGGUAAGAAGUCCGGCCACAGCCGCGACUGACCCAGCCACCAGGGGGUGGAUACUCAAGUUAGAAGAAGUGAAGGUGCUACAGUCUUCAAGAUGUAGGCAUCAAGUCUCCAUUUAGAGUUCUUCAGCAGUGGGAAUUUACAAGUGUGUUUGUGUGCGCGUUCAGACGGAAAAGAGAGAGAGAGAUGCUUUUACUUCCUGUGUAUAUGGAUCCGUUUAUAAAUUUGGGCUCUUACGCAGGGGUAGUAUUGACAGCUUGAUUUUUUUUUUUUGCUGUGUCAGUAGUGUUCUCGAUCUUAAAAAUAUGCUAUUAAGAAAUUGGUACUGCAGAUAUUAUGUUACUAACUUAAUAUCAUCACAGAAUUAAGUAAUAAUACUCUGGACUGCUUGAACUGUAGGUAUGGUGAAAGUUGGAAAACUUUAAUUUCAAGAGCUUCAGAAGUGUAAUAAGAAUGCUAUGUGGUGCCUAUGGUAGCUGCAGAAUUUUACGAGUCUUAGAAGAAACCUCAUUCAAACCUUACUUUCCUUCUAUAGAAGCUCACUGUGUCAUAAAUUGAAGUUUAAGGUAUGCUCCUUUCAAAGAUGUGCCUAGAGUAGGAAUUUUCAGAGGGGAUUCAUCAAAAAAUUUAAAUUGUGACUCCAGAGAACCUUGACAUGUUCAGUGGUUAAUGAAAGGAGAACUUACAUCAGUAAUGAUACAGUUCAUUCAUUGCCAGUCUUCAAAUCUUGGAUGUUGAUAACAGCCAUAGUGAGGCUGUUUUGAAAUAUGAAUCAAGUCGCAUGCACGUUUUAGAAAUUAUGUAUUUCAUUAUACACGACGGACUGAAUGUAGGAAGUUUUGUGAUCAGAGCAUUUCCCGUAAUAUUCAUAGAGAAAUUCGGAACAUAGAAAUAAAAUUCUUUCAUCUUUAUAGAUUAUGAAUUUGUGUUCGCAGCUUAGUAUAAAAAACUAUUCGUGUGUAUGACUUCCUCACACCUUCUUUAACAUGUAAACGUGUACAACAUUGAUAGGUAGUUAAUAAUUUAAGAUAUUAGAAAAUUAAUAGGAUAUAAUUGAGAGAGCAUGUGAAGAUAUACAGUGUAAUGUUGAUAAAAACAACUUUUAAUAUUUA
Molecule: messenger RNA, 3888 nt
Organism: Zootermopsis nevadensis
Lineage: Eukaryota; Metazoa; Arthropoda; Insecta; Blattodea; Termopsidae
Source: RefSeq, a predicted model, not a curated record